Messenger RNA from Mirounga angustirostris (Northern elephant seal), 978 nucleotides. It is a transcript of the gene SYNGR2, whose product is annotated as synaptogyrin 2. Bases 74 to 748 code for a protein of 224 amino acids. Lineage: Eukaryota; Metazoa; Chordata; Mammalia; Carnivora; Phocidae. The record is from RefSeq and is a predicted model, not a curated record. Gene Ontology annotation, cellular component: synaptic vesicle membrane; neuromuscular junction. The transcript has 4 exons.
GGCCGGGCAGUGCCGGGGCGGGGCGGUGGCUGAGUCCUCGGCGGUCCGCGGCGGCGGCAGUGGCGAAGGCGACAUGGAGAGCGGGGCCUACGGCGCGGCCAAGGCGGGCGGCUCCUUCGACCUGCGGCGCUUCCUGACGCAGCCGCAGGUGGUGACGCGGGUCGUGUGUCUGGUCUUUGCCUUGAUCGUGUUCUCGUGCAUUUUCGGCGAGGGCUACAGCAAUACCCACCAUUCCAGACAGAAAUACUGCAUUUUCAACCACAACGAGGAUGCGUGUGGCUAUGGCAUCGCCAUCGGGGUGCUGGCCUUCCUGGCCUCAGCCUUUUUCCUCGUGGUUGACGUCUAUUUCCCCCAGAUCAGCAACGUCACUGACCGCAAAUACCUGGUUAUCAGCGACCUGCUCUUCUCAGCUCUCUGGACCUUCCUGUGGUUCGUUGGUUUCUGCUUCCUUACCAACCAGUGGGCAGCCACCAAGGAGGAAGAUGUGUUCGUGGGGGCCGACUCGGCCCGGGCAGCCAUCACCUUCAGCUUCUUCUCCAUCUUCUCCUGGGGUGUGCUGGCCUCCUUGGCCUACCAGCACUACAAGGCCGGAGUGGACGACUUCAUCCAGAACUAUGUAGACCCCACUCCAGACCCCAGCACAGCCUACGCUUCCUACCCUGGUGCAUCUGUGGACAACUACCAACAACCGCCCUUCACCCAGAACGCUGAGACCACUGAGGGCUACCAGCCGCCCCCCGUGUACUGAGCCUCAGAGGGGGAUGGUAAGGGAGGCGGAGAGGGUGCUGGGGGGGGCCUCCCCCCUAUCCUGGACUCCUCCCAUGAGCCUCGCCUCCUGGAGCUGUGGCCCCUCCUCCUGUCCUGUGCCCUUCGGAGCCUCGGCGCAGCCUGGAGGGCCACUGCUCCCCCCACCCCAGCUGCUGCUGCUGGGCCCCAGCCCAAAGUGCCUCUGCCCCAAGGGCUUCACCCACCACUCCU